UUACAUAAUUAGGGCUUAAUUUUCAACGCAAUGUAAAAAUCAUAUCAUAAGAUUUACGUCCGAAUCGACGAACAUUUUUUUCUUAAAACAAUUAAAGAAAAUCGACAAUGAGUAAACACCCAUGAACGUAGUUCGUCCCGACAGAGUUCGUUUUUUGGCGCGCUGAAUUCAAAAUUUAACGUUUUUGAGUUCUCUGCCCGAGUCAUAUUUAAAUGUUCUCCCGGCGUCCUGAUUACUUUUGCUGCAAGACAAAUUUAGAUAAAAGUCAACUUUGUCAUAUUAAAAUGUCUUUGACCCAUCAACUUUAGCAGAGAUCUUAUAAAUUGGUCCGGGAUUCUCAUUAAUGUAGCAUUGCGUCAUUCCGGCAUCUGCUUGCUUACAUACUUCCUCGUUGUAAAUUGGUUUGUAAUUUAAAUUAGAGUAGAAAAACGGUCAUUCAUUGCGAAAAAGGCAACGUGUUUUAUCGAUAAGGACUUUUUUGUUUUCAUCAGAGGAACAGAAUGCGAUGAGUAAUUUUCGGUUUGUUCAGACUUGGAUUUUGAAAAUUUUCGAAUUGGUGUAAAAGAGGCCUGUUAGAUAUUUAUGUUAAAGAUAUAUAUGCGAAAUUAAGUCAAUUAAUAAUUAAGUACCACCAAAUGGAGGCGAUUAGGUACAACAAACCAAUAAAUUAAGUCACACUGAUUAAUGCUAAUUUAAACAAUCACGGCAAUUUAUCAUCAUAGAAAAGUUUAUUGUAAAAGCUUUGCUGGGUUUCAUCAAUUGAUUCUAGAUAUUCUCAAAUAUGAACGACAAAAUUACUUAACUAUAUAUUACAAAAUCCAUACAUAACAAAACAAAAUGAGAAUCUAGUUCCAAUUUUUUAAAAGUAUUUUAUUUUUCGCCAACUGUCUCUAUUUUAUUUUAUUUUGACACCAACGUCUGCAUUUAUUAUCGCCAUGCUCUGUGUGUAGUAAACACUAAUUCCUAAACACCAUUUGGUUCCCCCGACCCCUCCCAGACAGCAUAAAUAUGGGAGAUACUAUUCAGCCGAUGGUAGUCCCGAUUCUCAAACGGGACUAUCUGUAAUUAUGGACUCUUUCAUAAAUCUGUGAUGAAGUGUCUGUGCUUUGAAUUGUGUUAAUAUUUCCGUUUCUAAACAUGAAUCUGAAAUUUGUUUUAAUAACUUUUUUUUCUCUAAUUGUGAUUUCUGGAGCCCGAGUCAGAAGACGGGAACGAGAAGUCACUUCGAAAACCGAAAACUCUGAAGAACAAGCGCAGAUACAAAAUCAGCAGCCAAUUUUGGAGGAGGACGACGAUCUAUACGACGACGAGGAUGAAAAUUAUGAUUACUUCACUUCGUCGCCGUCUACUGUCCAGUUGAACCCCAUCACGACCCCACAACCACUGGACGAGCGACCCAUCGAAGAGCGCACCCAAACCUUCGUGCAACCCGACAACGAACGUCCAACUUCUUCGGCGAUUCCCACGGGAACUGUUGACUUGCACAUUUUGCAGCCCACCAGACCUACUCCGGCGAGUCACGUGGGUCCCUACAGUUGCCGCCACGAAGGAAAGUUGUACCGUGACCAAGAAACAUGGCGUUCUGGACCCUGUACCAACUGUACUUGCGUAAAUCGAGUGGCCGAUUGCAAAACAGACGAAGAAUGUGUGAGAGGAACGAGACCUACCAGACAGCCACAGGAGGGUUAUGACACCGCGGCAGUUCCUGGUCCACCAGGAAGUGCAGGGUAUCCGGGCGAACCCGGCCAUCCAGGCCAAAUGGGGGCACCUGGUUCGCCGGGAACUCCGGGAAUUCCUGGCGCUCCAGGUCCGCCUGGACCCGCUCCUGAUUUGUCGUCUUACUACCAGCAACUGGCGCUUUCGCAAUCGAGUAACGAUAAAGGUCCUGGUCCAGUCGAACCGUUUCAAUAUUUGCAAGCUCAAGUCGGUCCGAUUGGACCUAGGGGACCUCCAGGACCCGUGGGACUAUUAGGCCCGCAGGGUUUCCAAGGACCUAGAGGGGACACAGGGGAGAGCGGACCCGUGGGACCACCCGGACCUCCAGGACCAAGAGGUUUGCCUGGACCAUCAGGAAAAGAAGGAAGUCCCGGCGACGAUGGUGAAACUGGCCAACCCGGCUCCAUUGGACCUCCAGGACCCAGAGGCUUACCCGGAAUGCCUGGUAUUCCAGGUCUGAAGGGUCAUCGGGGUUUUCCCGGUCUGGACGGAGCAAAAGGUGACCAGGGACUACCUGGCGAGAAAGGAAUCACCGGUAAUCCAGGUCCCAUGGGACCUGUAGGCCCAAUGGGACCAUCCGGUUCUCGAGGAGAAAGAGGCAGAGAAGGUCCGCCAGGUCCACCAGGAAUACGAGGUUUAGAUGGAAUCGCUGGACCACCUGGCCUUCCCGGCGAAAUUGGCAAACCUGGACCUCCUGGGUUUCCCGGCAAUCCGGGAGCUAAAGGUGACCAAGGAAGUCAAGGCCCUAAAGGAAGUUUAGGUUUGCAAGGACCUAGAGGAGAAGCGGGUCAGCCAGGACGAGCAGGAGAAAAUGGAUUACCUGGAGCGCCCGGAAAAGACGGCUUUCCUGGCGAAAAAGGAGAUCCAGGAGCUACAGGCAUAUCCGGCCCUCCUGGGUUUCCUGGUGGACGAGGACCACCCGGAUUAAACGGGAGUCCGGGCCAACCAGGAGCCAAAGGCAGUCCUGGCAUACCCGGUGAACGAGGAUUUAGAGGAGAAAUCGGGAUGAAAGGAGAAACUGGAGCACCUGGCCCGCGAGGAUUACCUGGAGUUGUCGGUGCAGAAGGUAAAAGAGGAAAAAGAGGACCCAGAGGUCCCAUGGGAUCAGCUGGACCACCAGGUGAAAGAGGAUCUCAAGGAGUCAGAGGUUUACCCGGACCGGAUGGAGCUACUGGUCCUAAAGGACAAGCAGGGAAUAGAGGCGCCAUAGGUCCACAGGGUAUCAAAGGCUCGCCGGGUGAACCUGGAAGACCGGGCUCGAUUGGUUUACAGGGUAUGCGAGGUCUGACAGGAAGAUCUGGACCUCAAGGAAGACCAGGUAGUCCAGGUGAAAGGGGACAACCAGGCGCGGAUGGAAAACCUGGUGAAACAGGACAUCAAGGAUUACAAGGUUUGCCUGGACCGUUAGGUCCGCCUGGUGAUAAAGGAAAUCAAGGUGAAGCUGGAAAAGACGGAGAACCAGGUCCCCAGGGUCCACCUGGCCCACGAGGUGAUGCAGGAAAAGAUGGACCAUCCGGAUCGCCCGGACCACCCGGACCUCCAGGCGUUGACGGUGAAAGAGGUCCACCAGGAGUCACGGGCCCUACAGGCUUCCAAGGACUACCAGGGGCACCAGGUAUUCAAGGAGCUGCUGGAAAAGAUGGAGAUACUGGUGUGCAAGGACCACCCGGCUUACCCGGUAGUAUUGGACCGAGAGGAGAAAGAGGUAUUCCUGGAGAGCGAGGACCAGUUGGACAACCUGGACUUCCUGGUAUGAAAGGAGCAACGGGACCACAGGGUCCGGAUGGAAUUCCUGGACCUACUGGCCCGCACGGUGCGAAAGGUCACGCAGGGACACCAGGAUUAAUGGGUCUUCCUGGUACACGUGGUCAGCCUGGUCCGCAAGGCGAAAAAGGAGAACAUGGAAGCAUUGGCCCUAUUGGUCCCGAAGGCCCUCCAGGGCGGCAAGGAGAACGAGGUCCACAAGGUUUCCCUGGACCAACAGGUCCACCCGGAGAACCAGCCGAAAGAGGAGAACCUGGUCCACCUGGACCACCAGGUGAACCAGGAGCUCCCGGAGGACCCGGCGAAAGAGGACCACUUGGAUCUCCCGGUCUACAAGGUUUCCCUGGUCCUCAAGGUCUAAUCGGCUUACCUGGACUCAAAGGCGAGAGAGGACUCUUUGGCCCCAAAGGAAUGCAAGGAAAUCCGGGUCCCAUAGGAAGACCCGGAGAAGUGGGUCCCCCAGGACCCAUCGGCUUGACAGGAGUCAAAGGAGCUCGAGGCGAAGCAGGUCCCAGAGGCGAUGUUGGAUUAAUGGGACCUCCUGGACGUCCCGGCGAUCCGGGGCAGGCCGGCCAACCCGGAAGCAUCGGUCCUCCUGGUCUUCCAGGUUUACCUGGAUUCAAAGGAGCUGCUGGGGAAACAGGACGCGUUGGGUUACCAGGACCGCAAGGUUUACCCGGACCAUCGGGACCCGAAGGCCAAAAAGGUGAAGUGGGAUCAGAAGGACCCACCGGACCUGUUGGACCACUAGGACCAAUGGGCCCUGCAGGUGAUCGAGGGUUACCCGGACUUCCUGGCCCGCCGGGACCCACAGGCUUGAGUGGUUUAAGAGGAGCACCUGGAGAAGCGGGUGCUCCAGGGAAACCUGGUAACGAAGGACCGCAAGGUCCACCUGGAUUGAGUGGACCACCUGGAAUGGCGGGUCCGAUGGGCGAACAAGGUCCGGAAGGACCAUCUGGAAAACCGGGACCACCAGGUUUGGCUGGACGAAUGGGCGAUAAAGGUCCUGUAGGACCGAUGGGUCCUACCGGUCCAUCAGGACCACCGGGUUUGCCGGGGCCACCUGGUGGUACUGGAUCACCAGGUCCUACCGGCGAAAGAGGACCUCGCGGAGAAGUGGGUCCUACUGGUGUCGAUGGCCCACCGGGCGAAAGAGGGAAACAAGGUCCGCAAGGUCUCGAAGGUAUUAAAGGCGAACGAGGAGAAGCGGGACCUAAAGGGGCAAAGGGACACCGAGGUUUGAUUGGGCUGCAAGGUCUACCAGGGAGUGCGGGACUUCCUGGAGAGAAGGGAUUGACUGGAAAUCCCGGACUUCCUGGAAAGGAUGGCGAGACGGGACCCAGAGGUCCGCCGGGAAGGGAUGGCAGUCCUGGACCGCAGGGUGUUCCUGGGUUGAUUGGAGAACGAGGCGGCAAAGGCGACGACGGUAAACCUGGACCAGCGGGACAGCCUGGUCCUCCAGGUCCUCCGGGACCUCCUGGUGAUGGAUUGGGCUACGACGCGGCUAGUUUGGCGGCUUUGCUUGCUCAAGGACAAAUAAACAACCAAAAAGGACCUGAUCCUUUGGGCGACGAACCGAUUAGGGUGUUCGGUAAACAGAUGACGGACCAAGAACGCAGAGAAAUUGUGGUUAAGGCUUACGAACAACUGAAGGCAUCGUUUGAGAAGUUUAAAAAACCGAAUGGGGAUAAGAACAACCCGGGUAAGACCUGCAAGGACAUACUGAGCGCUUAUCCGGAGUCGAAGAGCGGACAAUACUGGGUGGACCCUAACGAAGGAGAUUCGAAGGAUGCGAUACUAGUUCACUGUGACAUGGAAAAUAAGGCGACGUGCAUCGUUCCAAAGCCGGAGAGGUCCCCAGAAAUCCAACACCGUGGUGGCGAGAGCGAAAUUUGGCUGGGUGAACUCAAAAACGGGCUGAAGAUUUCGUAUAAAUCUCACAGCAACCAAAUUGGAUUCCUCCAGUUGCUGUCGCUUCACGCGGAACAGAACAUCACGUUUAAUUGUAAGAACACUGCGGCUUAUUAUGACGUUACAAGACACACAUACAAGAAAGGAUUGAAGUUCAUAACCUGGAAUGACUCUGAGUUGACGCCUCGGGGUAACGUCCGGUUACGCUACGAAGCCAUUACUGAUGACUGUAGGAUGCGUAAAGACACCUGGGCCAAAUCAGUUCUUUCGUACAAAACUGACAAAACAGCAAGACUUCCCAUAAUCGACGUAGGAAUUCGCGAUUUUGGAGGCCCGAACCAGGCGUUCUGGGUGGAAAUCGGCCCUGUUUGUUUCUCUUAACUGCCAAGCAUUCUUAACAUCUCUAUCACUGCCUAAGUAUAUUAAAUUGUAAGGUGUUUACAUUGUACAUUAUUUUUUAAUAAAGAAGGUGCU
Molecule: messenger RNA, 5865 nt
Organism: Zophobas morio
Lineage: Eukaryota; Metazoa; Arthropoda; Insecta; Coleoptera; Tenebrionidae
Product: collagen alpha-1(I) chain-like
Exons: 14
Coding region: 1138-5772 (1544 amino acids)
Biological process (GO): extracellular matrix organization
Molecular function (GO): extracellular matrix structural constituent conferring tensile strength
Source: RefSeq, a predicted model, not a curated record